CAAUUUUGCCGAAAUCAACGUUCAAAUAAAUUUAAUUACUUGGAUUGAAAUGAAGAUUCAGUUUGUAGCUGCAUUACUUUGCUUGAUUAUGUUUUUACAUUCAGAAGGAAAAUACCUUGGCAGGGCUCACUACAAAGGCAGGGCCAAGGGUCACUACAAAUCGAGGAACAAGGGCCGCUAUGAACUUGGUGGUAAAAAACACAACCAUGACAAAUACAAAAGCAAAGGUAACUCGCCUAAUCCGUGUGAAGCUCCCUGCAAAUCUCUUCCAACGACAUGUCCAGAGGGAUACACAAAACUGUGUGAUCAAACUAUAAGCCCAAAUUGUUACCUUUUCGGAGGGAAUAGUAUGCUGGAGUUUACAAGCUGGCAUGUUGCUCUUGCGAGAUGCCUUAAUACUCCUGGUGCCUACCUGUGGAUUCCAGAAACAUUGGAAGAGGCCGAAGCAGUUAGAGUCAAAUUCAACAUAAUUGAAGCUGACUUUGACGUAUAUACCGGUGCAAACAAUCUAGCUGAUAAUAAUACAUACGUUUUUGCAGUAACAAACGACCCAUUUGAUUGGGACAACCUUGCAUUUGGAAUACAAGAUGGAAAUUUGGGCCUGGAAGCCACAAGUGGCUGCUUGGAAUUGGAAUUUAACUUUUAUGAUAACGGGACGGCCUAUUUUGGAUGGGAUUCUGAUAAGUGUGGUGAAGAAUUAGAGGCAUAUAUUUGCGAAUUUCCAAUUUAUAACCAGUGGGUCUUUGCUGUUGCUGGUGAACGUUUCGUCCCUGAGGUUACCACAGGAGUACUGACAUAA
This is a messenger RNA of Mytilus californianus (California mussel), 799 nucleotides long. RefSeq lists its product as uncharacterized. Bases 50 to 799 code for a protein of 249 amino acids. Lineage: Eukaryota; Metazoa; Mollusca; Bivalvia; Mytilida; Mytilidae. The transcript is spliced from 7 exons. The record is from RefSeq and is a predicted model, not a curated record.